Paramecium pentaurelia is the source of this 604-nucleotide messenger RNA. Lineage: Eukaryota; Ciliophora; Oligohymenophorea; Peniculida; Parameciidae. The record is from the annotation of a GenBank genome assembly.
AAUGAUUCAUACACUCUAUAGAUUGAUACCCAGAUUCAGAUUUGCCACAACACUUGGAUCAUCCAAUGUAGCUUCUGGUAAUUAGACAUCAGCAACUCAAUCAAAUCCAAUUCCUGUUUAUUUAAGACCUUAUGAAGCCAAGAAGUAUGAGGUACCAUCAUCUAAAAUCAAAUUAACUACUGGAUACAGUUUCCUUGAUGUUGAGCCUAUGCCAAGAGCAAAGAUAAUGAAGUUAUGCUAUACAAUACUUGAUAAAUUAAAGGCAGAAAUCCCCGAAGGUGUUCUUUACAGAAUAUACACAGAAGAGAAACUAAAAUAUAUUAUGCGAAUUACAGAUGAAAUAGAGGAUAUUAGAUAGCUUGAAGAGGAAUUUGGUUUUGAAUAAAUUGAAUUUCUUAUUUAAUAACUUGCCAAAGAAGUUGACUUAGUUGAUCAAAUGAAGUAUACUAACUUUUUUAUAAUUUUAUAGAUAUUAUAAACCUUGGGAGAAGACACAAGAUGAUAGUACAUUUGAAUUGCUUAGAUAACCACAUCCUGCUUUGAAGCAUUAAAGAAACGAAAAGCCAUCCAGAGAAUAAACUAAAUUUAUUGGAAAUUGAUAUUC